UUCCCAGAAGCUCUUGCUGCACAACAAACAUGUCAGCUUGCUAGAGUGAAGGAAGGGGCUCACCUAUGAUUUCUGCUCUCACACGUUGAAGAAAGAGCCACUGAUAAUCCUCUGGUGAAAAUGGCUGGCUUCCUGGAUAAUUUCCGAUGGCCGCAGUGCGAAUGCAUCGACUGGGGGGAGAAGAGGAACACCAUAGCCUCUGUUGUAGCCGGGGUUUUAUUUUUUUCAGGUUGGUGGAUUAUGAUAGAUGCAGCGGUGGUGUACCCUACACAGGAUGUCCUGAACCACGCGUUUCACACCUGUGGUGUAUUCUCUACUGUGGCAUUUUUUAUGAUCAACGCCGUGUCUAAUGCACAGGUACGAGGAGACAGCUACAGUGAUGGCUGCUUGGGAAGGGCCGGAGCUCGGAUCUGGCUAUUCAUCGGCUUCAUGAUGAUGUUUGGGUCACUUAUCGCCUCCAUGUGGAUCCUUUUUGGUGCCUAUGUUACACAGAAUAUUAAUGUCUACCCCGGACUGGCUGUGUUUUUCCAGAACGCUUUAAUAUUUUUUAGCACUCUCAUCUACAAGUUUGGAAGAACAGAAGAAUUAUGGUCCUGAAAGAUAGAAUUUCAUCUGUUUUUCCUGGUUUGACUGUUUUUUUUUGCUGGUUAAUGUUUAUACAUAUCCGUUUAUUUAAAACAUUUAUAGCCUCAGUUUUUAGCACAAUCUCCAGCGAGGCAGAGAGUCAUUUUACAACACCUUAGAAUUGCCUGCUGUAUCUCUGAUGAGCUGGAUCCUGUAAUUUAUUUUUUUAUGAAGACCUGUGUUCAGAGGAUGAAAUGUCCUGCAGUUCAUGACGUGGUUAUUCAUUUUCCAGCAGAGGGGGUCAUUUAAAGCAGUGGUCAUCAACCCUGUCGUCAGGGCCCACUAACAGGCCACGUUUGCAAGAUAACUGAAAUACAUGA
This is a messenger RNA of Rana temporaria (common frog), 944 nucleotides long. RefSeq names its product transmembrane protein 50B (gene TMEM50B). The record is from RefSeq and is a predicted model, not a curated record. The transcript has 7 exons. NCBI's taxonomy places the organism in Eukaryota, Metazoa, Chordata, Amphibia, Anura, Ranidae. The coding region runs from base 121 to 597 and encodes 158 amino acids. Gene Ontology annotation, biological process: protein targeting to vacuole; late endosome to vacuole transport via multivesicular body sorting pathway.